AUAACCACCUGAGCUCUCACAUUGGACCCAAACUAUACCUGUGUCAGGAAUAUGAAGAAAACCCUUAUAAAUGACUCAGUGGCCUUUGAGGAUGUUAAUGUGGAGUUCACCAUGGAGGAGUGGGCUUUCCUGGAUCUGACGUGGAAGAAACUCUACACAGAUGUGAUGCUGGAAACCUUCUGGAACCUGGCAUCAGUAGCAUGUGUUUUAGAAGAACAGUGUGACGACCAUGAUAGUGAAGAUCAAUAUGAAAAUCAUGGGAUGAAUUUUAGCAGUCAUAUGGUAGUGAGACUCUGUACAAGGAAGGAUGGUAGUCAAUGCAGCGAAAACUUCAGCCAGAUUCCAAAUCAUAACGAAAAGACAGAAACUCCUACUGAAAUGAAACAACCUAAAUCCAGGUUGUGUAGGCAAAUAUUCAUGCAUUAUUUAUCGUUGAAUAACCACCUGAGCUCUCAUAUUGGACCCAAACUUUACCUGUGUCAGGAAUAUGAAGAAAACCCUUAUAAAUGUAAGGAAACUGAGAAAGCUUUUAAGCAUCAUCAACAUAUUGGAAGCCAUGAAGGCAGCCUCAGUGGGAAAGCUUUCCAGUAUUCAACUUCCCUUAGAAAUUAUGAAAGAACACGUAUUGCUGGGAAUCCGUAUGAGUGUGUGCAAUGUGGGAAAGGCUUUAGUCGUCUCAUUGCCUUUAAACUUCACAAAAACACUCAUACCGGAGAGAAACCACAUCAAAGUAAGCAAUGUGGCAAAGCUUUCAGUUCUUCCAAGUACUCUGGAGAAAAUGAAAGAACACACACUGCAGAAAAGCACUAUCAAUGUCAGAAAUCUGGAAAAGCUUUAAGUUCCACUUCUCUUAGAAAUCAGGAAAGAACACACACUGGUGAGAAACCUUAUGAAUCUGGGAACAUCUUCAGUUGGCUCAGCUCUCUUGAAAAAUAUAAAAGAAGUUAUGCUGGAAAGAAGCCUCAUGAAUGUAAGCAAUGUGGUAAAACAUUCCGUCGCUGCUAUGCCCUUAUAAUUCAUCAAAGAAUGCAUACUGGGGAAAAACCAUAUGAAUGUAAGCUUUGUGGUAAAGUUUUCUCUUAUUCAACUUCCCUCCAAAAUCAUAAAAGAACUCAUACUGGGGAAAAACCCUAUGGUUGUAAGCAAUGUGGAAAAGCCUUCAGUUGUCCAAAGUCUUAUCGAGAGCAUCAACGGACACAAUGUGGAGAAAAGCCCUAUAAAUGUAAGCAAUGUGGGAAAGCUUUCAUAUUUUCCACUUCUCUUCGAAAUCAUGAAAGAAUGCAUACUGAGAAGAAACCCUAUAAAUGUAAGCAAUGUGGGAAAGCUUUCAUAUUUUCCACUUCUCUUCGAAAUCAUGAAAGAAUGCAUACUGAGAAGAAACCCUAUAAAUGUAAGCAAUGUGGGAAAGCUUUCAUAUUUUCCACUUCUCUUCGAAAUCAUGAAAGAAUGCAUACUGAGAAGAAACCCUAUAAAUGCUCUCUUGGAAAACAUAAAAGAAGUCAUGAUGGAAAGAAGCCUCAUGAAUGCAAGGAAUGUGGUAAAACAUUCUAUGAUCGAUAUUUCCUCCGAUUUCAUGAAAGUAUUCAUACUGGGGAAAAACGUUAUGAAUGUAAGCAUUGUGGUAAAGCUUUCUCUUAUCCAUCUUCCCUCCGAAUUCAUGAAAGGACUCAUAAUAAGGAAAAACCCUAUGCAUGUAAGCAAUGUGGGAAAGCUUUCAGAUGUUCCAAAUAUCUUAGAAAUCAUGAAAGAAUGCAUACUGGGGAGAAAUCAUAUGAAUGUAAGCAAUGUGGGAAAGCUUUCAGUACUUCCAGUUCUCUUGCAACACAUAAAAGAAAUCAUGAUGGAAAGAAGCCUCAUGAAUGUAAGGAAUGUGGUAAAACGUUCCUUUAUCCCUCUUUGCUUAGAAUUCAUGAAAGAAUGCAUACUGGGGAAAAACCCUAUGAAUGUAACCAUUGUGGUAAAGCUUUCUCUUAUCCAACUUCCCUCCAAUGUCAUGAAAGAACUCAUAAUAAGGACAUACCCUAUGAAUGUAAGCAAUGUGGGAAAGCGUUCAGUUCUCUCACCUCUCUUGGAAAACAUAAAAGAAGUCAUGACGAAAAGAACCCUCAUGAAUGUAAGGAAUGUGGUAAAACAUUCCAUGAUUUAUAUCCCCUCCGACUUCAUGAAAGUAUUCAUACUGGUGAAAAAACCUUAGAAUGUAAUCAUCGUGGUAAAGCUUUCUCUUAUCCAACUUCCCUCCAAUGUCAUGAAAGAACUCAUAAUAAGGACAUACCCUAUGAAUGUAAGCAAUGUGGGAAAGCCUUCAUUCAUUCCAGUUUCCUUGAAAUUCACCUAAAUACUCAAAGUGGAGAGAAAUCAUAAUGAAUGAAAGAAUGCCCACUGAAAAUAAGCCCUAUCCUGUAAAGAUUAUAGAAAACCCUUUGACUAUCCUAGUUCUUUUUUAAAAAUAUAUUU
Molecule: messenger RNA, 2454 nt
Organism: Myotis brandtii (Brandt's bat)
Lineage: Eukaryota; Metazoa; Chordata; Mammalia; Chiroptera; Vespertilionidae
Product: zinc finger protein 14
Biological process (GO): negative regulation of transcription by RNA polymerase II
Molecular function (GO): DNA-binding transcription repressor activity, RNA polymerase II-specific
Source: RefSeq, a predicted model, not a curated record